UAAGUCACCUUACUUAAGUCACAACCACCAACUGGAAAGAACUCAUGGGAAAUGUUGAAGUAAAGGCAAAAAGUUUUUUUAAUCAUGUUUUUAAUAAAAAGGGAUAUAUAUUUCUUUAUUAGACUACUUUACAAUGUCUAAUACUAUGCAGACUAAACUUGAGUAAAACCGAAUUAUCUAUAAGCUAUUGCUUAAUGGAUUGGAUUUGUGAAAAAAAUGAGCUAUCUUUAUGAAAACGACUGAACAAUGUCCAUUUAUAACACGGUAUUACCUGCAGAUCAAAAAGGGGAUAUGCAGCAAAUGCAUGGAAAUUAAGAUUACAUCUCAGUGGACCCCUCUGCUUUGUGAGGACUGAGGAAGUUUGCAGGAAUCCAGCUCUCCUGCUCUGAGGUCCCUGUGUGUCUUGUUUUUAGACUACACUCUUGGCUAAUUAGCCCGUUACAGCUGUGUGUUCUUUUUCUUGCAGUUCAGCAGGAGAGCAGUUCCAUUGGCAGACACAAGAUGGCCAAAAAGACAUCGAAGAUGAACUCACAACAGGCCUUGAGCUGGUGGACUCCUGCAUCCGCUCUCUGCAGGAGUCAGGCAUUCUUGACCCACAGGAUUACUCCACAAGUGAAAGGCCCAGCCUGCUCUCCCAGAGUGCACUUCAGCUCAAUUCCAAACCUGAAGGGUCUUUCCAGUAUCCGGCCAGCUACCAUAGCAACCAGACCCUGGCCCUGGGUGACACAGCCCCUUCUCAGCUCCCAGCACGCAGCACGCAAGCCCGAGCUGCCGGACAGAGCUUCAGCCAGGGCACGACCGGUCGCGCGGGGCACCUGGCGGGCUCCGAGCCUGCGCCACCGCCUCCGCCUCCGCGGGAGCCCUUCGCGCCCAGCCUGGGCAGCGCCUUCCACCUGCCCGACGCGCCGCCCGCCGCCGCGGCGCUUUACUACUCCAGCUCCACGCUGCCCGCGCCGCCGCGCGGGGGCUCCCCGCUGACCACCACGCAGGGCGGCUCGCCCACCAAGCUGCAGCGCGGAGGCUCGGCCCCGGAGGGUGCCGCCUACGCCGCUCCGCGCGGCUCCUCGCCCAAGCAGUCGCCCAGCCGCCUGGCCAAGUCCUACAGCACCAGCUCGCCCAUCAACAUCGUCGUGUCCUCGGCCGGCCUGUCCCCGAUCCGCGUGACCUCGCCCCCCACCGUGCAGUCCACCAUCUCCUCUUCGCCCAUCCACCAGCUGAGCUCCACCAUCGGCACCUACGCCACCCUGUCGCCCACCAAGCGCCUGGUCCACGCGUCCGAACAGUACAGCAAGCAUUCGCAGGAACUGUAUGCCACCGCCACCCUCCAGAGGCCGGGCAGCCUGGCAGCUGGGUCCCGAGCCUCGUAUAGCAGCCAGCAUGGGCACCUGGCCCCUGAGCUGCGGGCCCUGCAGUCCCCAGAGCACCACAUAGACCCCAUCUAUGAAGACCGCGUCUAUCAGAAGCCCCCUAUGAGGAGUCUCAGCCAGAGCCAGGGGGAUCCUCUGCCGCCAGCACACACCGGCACCUUCCGCACGAGCACAGCCCCAUCCUCCCCUGGUGUCGACUCCGUCCCCUUGCAGCGCACAGGCAGCCAACACGGGCCACAGAAUGCCGCAGCAGCCACCUUCCAGAGGGCCAGCUAUGCUGCUGGCCCAGCCUCCAACUACGCAGACCCCUACCGACAGCUGCAGUAUUGUGCCUCCGCUGACUCUCCGUACAGCAAAUCUGGCCCUGCCCUCCCACCCGAAGGCACCUUGGCCAGAUCCCCGUCCAUUGACAGCAUUCAGAAAGACCCCAGGGAGUUCGGAUGGAGAGACCCGGAGCUGCCUGAAGUGAUACAGAUGUUACAGCAUCAGUUCCCUUCCGUCCAGUCCAACGCUGCAGCUUACCUGCAACACCUCUGCUUCGGAGACAAUAAGAUCAAGGCAGAGAUAAGGAGACAAGGAGGGAUACAGCUCCUGGUGGACCUGCUGGAUCACCGGAUGACAGAAGUCCACCGUAGUGCCUGUGGGGCUCUGAGGAACCUGGUCUAUGGAAAGGCCAAUGAUGAUAACAAAAUCGCCCUGAAAAACUGUGGUGGUAUCCCAGCACUGGUGAGACUCCUUCGCAAGACCACAGACCUGGAGAUCCGGGAGCUGGUCACAGGAGUCCUUUGGAACCUCUCAUCAUGCGAUGCCCUCAAGAUGCCAAUCAUCCAGGACGCCCUGGCAGUGCUGACCAAUGCAGUGAUCAUCCCUCACUCGGGCUGGGAGAAUUCACCUCUUCAGGACGACCGGAAAAUACAGCUGCAUUCAUCACAGGUGCUGCGCAACGCCACUGGGUGCCUAAGGAAUGUAAGUUCAGCUGGAGAGGAGGCCCGCCGCAGAAUGCGGGAGUGUGAUGGGCUCACGGAUGCCUUGCUGUACGUGAUUCAGUCUGCACUGGGGAGCAGUGAGAUCGAUAGCAAGACCGUUGAAAACUGUGUGUGCAUCUUGAGGAACCUCUCAUACCGGCUAGCAGCAGAAACGUCUCAGGGACAGCACAUGGGCACAGACGAGCUGGACGGGCUGCUCUGCGGGGAGGCCAAUGGCAAGGACGCAGAGAGUUCUGGGUGCUGGGGCAAGAAGAAGAAGAAAAAGAAAUCCCAGGAUCAGUGGGAUGGAGUAGGACCUCUUCCAGACUGUGCAGAACCACCAAAAGGGAUCCAGAUGCUGUGGCACCCAUCCAUAGUCAAACCCUACCUCACACUGCUCUCUGAGUGCUCAAACCCAGACACGCUGGAAGGGGCAGCGGGCGCCCUGCAGAACUUGGCUGCAGGGAGCUGGAAGGGCUGGGCUGAGGAUGUGGCAGGCAUGGCGUAUGCCCUACGUUCACUGCCAGAGGGGGCUCCCUGCCUGCCACAGUGGUCCGUGUAUAUCCGAGCUGCUGUCCGGAAAGAGAAAGGCCUGCCCAUUCUUGUGGAGCUCCUCCGAAUAGACAAUGACCGUGUAGUGUGUGCAGUGGCCACGGCACUCCGGAACAUGGCCCUGGAUGUCAGAAACAAGGAACUCAUUGGCAAAUAUGCCAUGAGAGACCUGGUCCACCGGCUUCCUGGUGGGAACAACAGCAACAACGCAGGGAGCAAGGCCAUGUCAGAUGACACCGUGACAGCCGUGUGCUGUACCCUGCAUGAAGUGAUCACCAAGAACAUGGAGAAUGCCAAGGCCUUACGGGAUGCUGGCGGCAUUGAGAAGUUGGUCGGCAUCUCCAAAAGCAAAGGAGAUAAGCACUCUCCAAAGGUGGUCAAGGCUGCUUCUCAGGUCCUAAACAGCAUGUGGCAGUAUCGAGAUCUGAGGAGUCUGUACAAGAAGGAUGGAUGGUCACAAUAUCACUUUGUAGCCUCAUCUUCAACCAUCGAGAGGGAUCGACAAAGGCCCUACUCCUCCUCCCGCACACCUUCCAUCUCUCCUGUGCGUGUGUCUCCCAACAACCGCUCAGCAAGUGCCCCAGCUUCACCUCGGGAAAUGAUCAGCCUCAAAGAAAGGAAGACGGACUAUGAGUCCGCUGGCAACAGCGCCACGUACCAUGGAACUAAAGGAGAGCACACCUCCAGAAAAGACACCAUGACAGCUCAAAACACUGGAGUUUCAACUUUGUAUAGGAAUUCAUACGGUGCACCCGCUGAGGACAUCAAGCAGAACCAGGUUUCCACACAGCCUGUCCCCCAGGAGCCAAGCAGGAAAGACUACGAGACCUACCAGCCCUUCCAGAAUUCCACGCGAAAUUAUGAUGAGUCCUUCUUUGAGGACCAGGUUCAUCACCGCCCUCCAGCCAGCGAGUACACCAUGCACCUGGGCCUCAAGUCCACUGGCAACUAUGUCGACUUCUACUCCGCUGCCCGUCCUUACAGUGAACUGAACUAUGAAACGAGCCACUACCCGGCCUCGCCCGACUCCUGGGUGUGAGGGGUCAGGACACGAGGCACUCUGGGGACAGUGCAUGUGCAUGCAUACACCACAGGACAUUCUGUUUCUUUUCUUUUCUUUUCUCUCUCUUUUUUUUUCUUUCCCUGCAAAUUUAGUUUGUUAAAGCCUGUUCCAAAAGGAAGGCUGUGAUAACCAGAAAGAAAUACUCAGAGCUAUUUUAGAAAGCUAAAAUGAAUCGAGCGUUAACCAGGAAAUCGAUAGGAAGCUAAACGCAAUUCUAAUUGUGACCCUAUUCAACACCUUUCUAGUUUGAACCGUAGCGUUUUGAAAGUGCUUUAUAGUCGGGGCGGCUGAAGGAAGGAGAGAGGACACAGUCAGGGUGGUGGGCGUGGAGGUUAUCGCUGAGCACAAGGCGGAAUAGUUUACACACUGUGGGGGAACGGCUUCUCACGCUUUGUUUACUCUCUUCACCCAUGUGACUCUAGGCUUCCAGUUGCACUGGGGUUCCUCUGUACAGCAAGACGUCUCUUGCCUUUUGUUAAUGCAUUGUUGUAAAGUAUUUGAUGUACAUUACAGAUUAAAGACGAAGAGUGCAUUGUGUAUAUUACACCAAUGCCACUGUGUUUCCUCAUCAAUGGUUCUAAAUAUUGCUCCAAUCUCAAACUUUUGAAAGAUGUAUGGGUUUCCAGUUUUCUUUUCUUUUCUUUCUCCCAGUAUGUUUUAACAAAAAAGGAAAAAAAAAAACAGGAAAAAAAAAGGAAUAUUUAGCAGUAUUGUUCGUUCUGAUAUGUGAUUUGUUUGUGGCAACUAAACGCAGCAUCCAGCAGUUUCUCCCGAGCUGACACGUCAUUCCACACCCCUCGUCAACAAAAUGCUUUUUCACUGCCUAAAAUUUUAGAUGUAGAUAUUUGAAAUAGAUUUUUUUCAUUUAUACCAGUUUUCUUUAUGAUGAUACAGUGUUAAAAGAAAAUAAAUUACAAUUGAUCUGUCAUCCA
Messenger RNA from Rattus rattus (black rat), 4879 nucleotides. RefSeq names its product catenin delta 2 (gene Ctnnd2). Gene Ontology annotation, cellular component: adherens junction; plasma membrane; nucleus. The transcript has 20 exons. The record is from RefSeq and is a predicted model, not a curated record. The coding region runs from base 1470 to 3923 and encodes 817 amino acids. NCBI's taxonomy places the organism in Eukaryota, Metazoa, Chordata, Mammalia, Rodentia, Muridae. Gene Ontology annotation, biological process: cell-cell junction assembly; cell-cell adhesion; dendritic spine morphogenesis. Gene Ontology annotation, molecular function: cadherin binding.